CCUCAAGCAAAACUAAUUUUUUUCAAAAUAAAAAUAUAAUGGAAAGAAAUUGACGAACUCCGGCCGUAGAAUGCAAUCCUCUGGGCCCGCGCCUAGACCUUGAUAUCCGUAAAAAGUGAGUGAGCCGCGACAGAGAGAGAAAGAGUGAGAGAGAGAGAGGGAGUGCAGCACCAGCACCGAGCACACGGAUUGGAUUUUUGGUCCAGUGAAUCCGCUGCGAUGAUGCCCUACAAUGUGCGAAACGCCGGCGGCGGAAGCGUUGGCGGAAUCCUCCGGCGCACAGGCCUCGGAUCCGGCUCCGGGCCCGGGUCCACGGCGCUCAGUAAUGGAAACGGCACGGGAGGAGCGGGGUCCUCCGCGAGCCUGGAAAACCACCGACAAACGCCGCUGGAACUGCUCGUUUUCGGCUACGCCUGCAAGAUUUUCCGGGACGACGAGAAGGCGCGGGAAAUGGACCACGGCAAGCAGCUAAUUCCCUGGAUGGGCGAUGUAAAUCUCAAGAUAGACAGAUACGAUGUGCGAGGUGCCCUCUGCGAGCUGGCGCCCCACGAGGCGCCACCAGGAGGAUAUGGCAACAGAUUGGAGUACUUGAGCGCCGAGGAACAGCGCGCCGAGCAGCUCUGCGAGGAGGAGCGCUACCUGUUCCUCUACAACAACGAGGAGGAGCUGCGACUGCGACAAGAGGAAGACCUCAAGCGGCUGCAGCAGGAGACCUCCGGCGGCAACUACAGCCAGGUGGGCUUCCAGUACGAUGGCCAGUCGGCAGCCUCGGCUUCCCUCGGCGGCUCUUCCACGGCGCCCUCGCAACUUUCGCCCACUUCCGAGGAGAGCGAGCUGCCCUUCGUCCUACCAUACACACUGAUGCUGGUACCUCCAUUGGACAUGCAGUUGCCGGAAACUAUGAAGCAGCACGCCAUCAUCGAGAAGACUGCUCGCUUCAUCGCCACCCAGGGCGCCCAGAUGGAAAUCCUAAUCAAGGCGAAGCAGGCGAACAACGCGCAGUUUGACUUCCUUACCCAGGGCGGCUACCUACAGCCGUAUUACCGUCACCUUUUGGCCGCCAUCAAGGCGGCAAAGUUCCCGCCUGCUCCGGAAACUACAUUGGAUCAGCAAAAUCCUGACCAGGAGUCGCAAUCCACAAACGUAAACAGCGAGGACGGCGUGGGCGGAAGGAGAAAUACCAACCAAGUCAUCACGGUGCCCACAAUAAAGUACAAACCCUCUGCUAACUGCGCCUACACCCAGCUAAUCAGCAAGAUCAAGGGCGUGCCGCUUCAAGCGGUUUUGCUGGAGGACGAGUCAAGUAAUCCAGGAAACUCCCAGCACUCUGGUACGGCCUCCCCCACCCCCAGCUGCCGAUCCGAAGGUCACAACAGUCAGGGAGGGGAAUUCACGCCCGUGCUGCUCCAAUACAACGGGAGCACGUUCACCCACGAAGCGGAAGCGACGGUCCAGGAACAGCAGGAUGAGAACAGUCGCGAGCCGCCGCAGGUGGAGCUGCUCAAGAACACGAGUGCUCUGGCCUUGGCCCAAAACUACAGUUCCGAAAGCGAGGAGGAGGAGGAUCCAGCUCAGCCAGAAAAGGAGCCCGAGAGGAAGCCGGAGCCCGUUUUGACGUUCCCCGUUCCGGAGGAGAGUCUGCGGCACAUAAUCGACAAGACGGCCACGUACGUGAUCAAGAACGGACGCCAGUUCGAGGAGACCCUGCGCACGAAGAGCGUGGAGCGGUUUAGUUUCCUGCUGCCGGCAAACGAGUUCUAUGCCUACUAUUUGUACAAAGUGACGGGCGAUGUGGACGCGGCUUCCAAGGAGGAGAAGACCCGCAAAGCGGCUGCCGUAGCAGCCGCCUUGAUGUCCAAGAAGGGUCUCAGUUUUGGUGGAGCGGCAGCGGCAGUGACUGGGAACAAUCUGGAUAAGGCUCCUGUAAGUUUCUCCAUUCGCGCACGGGAUGAGCAUGGUCCAUUGCAACCCACUCUUCCGCAGGAGGCCAGCGACGAGGAGACCAGUUCGAUUGCCGGGGCGGAGCAAGUGCGUCCGGUCAUGCCAGAUAGUGUGCAGAGGGCCAUCAAGCAGGUGGAGACGCAACUGUUGGCCAGGACCGCCGGUCAGAAGGCAGGAGGGUCCUCCACGGCUUCCCCCUCAAGCUCUUCGCCGCAGAAAGAGCAGCGACAAGCCGAGGAGCGCGUGAAGGACAAGCUGGCGCAGAUUGCACGUGAAAAGCUGAACGGUAUGAUUUCCCGCGAAAAGCAACUGCAACUCGAGCGAAAGCGUAAGGCGAUGGCCUUUCUAAAUCAGAUAAAAGGUGAGGGUGCCACUGUGGGCUCCGCUGUGCCCGAAGCUGCUCCGAAUCCUCCAGAGCCUGCAGCAGGAGCUUCCCAAACGACAGCCCCCGAAAGUGACGACGAGUCUAACGAGUCGGUGCGAUCCAUACCCAUUACCUACUUUGGACCCGACGACGAUGACGAAGUGGGAGAUCAGAAGCCUGAGGUGAGACUUGAAAAGGAAACACAGGAGGAUGAGGAGGACGACGAGGAUGAGGACGGCGGCGAUCUGGAGAAGUACAAUCUGCUGAACGAUGACAGCACGAACACCUUCACCAGCAAACCCGUGCGUCCCCUCGUGGCUCCUCCUCCUCCUGCCGUUCUCCUCUCCGACGACGACGACGUCCAGCUGGUGGCCACGACCACCUCGCGAUCCUCCAGCUCGCGUCCGCGCAAAACCUCCCGCCGGAGCAGAAGUCGCAGCCGGAAUGGCCGGAGCAGUCCCAGCAGCGCUUCCAGUCGAGAAUCCCCCCACCGACGACGCCAGAGAAGCAGCAAACUUUCCAAGGAACCAUCGUCGACCCCAGCCAGAAAAUACCAGCAGCAGUCCACGCGAAGGAAGAGCCCCAAAAAGAGGAGGCGGAGUAAGAGUAGAAGCCGGUCCAGGAGCGUCCGGCGGAGCAGGAGCAUAUCAAGGGCCAACCGACGGAGCAGAUCGCGAAGCUACUCUGGCAGUCGCGAUACGGAACAGCGACGCCAGCAGCAACGGCGCCGUACGCCCACCAAGAAGACCCACAAGCGGCACAAGCGACGCAGGCGCAGCAGCUCCCCCUGAUAAUCAAACUGCGGCCCCCCAUCCACCUCCACAUUUCAAAGUUUUUUGUAGUUCACAAGUUGUAUCUAAUAAACCACCAACAUAUUUUUGUAAACAA
Messenger RNA from Drosophila suzukii, 3193 nucleotides. It is a transcript of the gene su(w[a]), whose product is annotated as suppressor of white-apricot. Gene Ontology annotation, molecular function: RNA binding. NCBI's taxonomy places the organism in Eukaryota, Metazoa, Arthropoda, Insecta, Diptera, Drosophilidae. The record is from RefSeq and is a predicted model, not a curated record. Gene Ontology annotation, biological process: RNA processing; mRNA 5'-splice site recognition.